This is a messenger RNA of Ciona intestinalis (vase tunicate), 2730 nucleotides long. The record is from RefSeq and is a predicted model, not a curated record. Lineage: Eukaryota; Metazoa; Chordata; Ascidiacea; Phlebobranchia; Cionidae.
UGUUUGCAAAAAUUCAAUGAGACACUGUUCAGUAACUGCUGUUUUGGGUGAAUGCUUCGUUUUGGGAAAUAGCCUUUUUCUGCACAUGCAUGAGUGCGGAAUUGGGGCGUUAACUAUAGACGUGUCCGUGUUGUAUUCAGUUCAACGUUGAACACUUCAGACGUAUAUCACUAUGGGGAAUAAAGACGAAAAUCAAGAUCGUGGUAACUGGGACAAUAAAGCUGACUACUUGUUGUCAUGUAUUGGAUACGCAGUUGGACUUGGCAAUGUAUGGCGGUUUCCCUACCUUGCUUUCGAAAAUGGAGGGGGUGCCUUUCUCAUUCCAUACAUUAUUAUGUUGGUGUUUGCUGGCUUGCCAAUAUUUUUCAUGGAAGUCGCUCUCGGUCAGUUUUCGAGUCUUGGGCCAACCUCUGUGUGGAAAUUUAACCCAAUGUUUAAAGGUGUCGGCAUAUGCAUGGUUGUCCUGAGUGCGUUUGUCGGCAUUUACUACAACGUGAUCAUCGCUUAUACCGUGUUCUAUUUCUUCUCAUCUUUAACAUCGAAUCUACCAUGGGAGACUUGUGAUAACUGGUGGAACAACCAAACUACAUGUCGCACCAGUUUUGAGCUAGUUUGUAACCUAAACUUUACCGGAGUAGGUCUGAAUGCACCUGCGGCUUCUUAUAUUGAUAGUAACCAGGCACAGUUCAGAGGCUCCGGGCCUGUUUAUCAGCAAGUUCCUAAGGAGUAUGCUACGAAUGUAAGUGUAAUGUUGGGGCAGCAAAACGGGUCAUCGUACGGUUGUUCCAGCUUUUUUGCCCUUCGAGGAACAAGCGCAAGUGAAGAAUAUUGGAACAAAUAUGCAUUGCGCCUGGCUGAUGACAUCUACCCGUCUAGCAAUGGACCAGUGAAUUCUCACCUUGCCUUGUCUCUUAUCGUGGCUUGGAUAGUAGUUUUCUACAGCUUGAUAAAGGGAAUCAAAUCUUCUGGAAAGGUCGUUUACUUUACCGCUCUCUUCCCGUACGUGGUUUUGUUGAUUUUGUUGAUCAGAGGUGCGACAUUGGAAGGUGCUUACGAUGGUGUGCAGUAUUAUAUUGGAAGCCAAUCUGACUUGAGCAAGUUACAAGAUGCAGAGGUUUGGAAAGCAGCAGCUACUCAGAUUUUCUUUUCCCUGAGUGCGGCAUGGGGUGGUUUGAUUGCCCUUUCAUCUUACAACAAGUUCAAAAACAACUGCUUCUAUGAUGCGGUACUUGUGUGUACGGUAAACUGCGGCACUUCACUCUUCGCUGGUUUUGCUAUUUUUACGGUUGUUGGUCACAUGGCACAUCGACUUGGAAGACCUGUAAACGAAGUUGUGCAGUCAGGAUUUGGAUUGGCCUUUGUCGCAUAUCCCGAAGCAAUAGCCCAGUUACCCGUUUCGCCGUUGUGGGCCAUCCUCUUUUUCCUCAUGUUGUUCACCCUUGGCCUCGACAGUCAAUUCACGAUUCUUGAAACUGUCAGCACGGCAAUUACAGAUUCGUUCCCACGCCAGUUCCGCAGUAGAAGAUGGCAGUUGAUGCUGAUGCUAUCGGUCGUUAUGUUCCUCCUUGGCCUCGUGUGCGUUACUAAUACCGGGUUAUACUGGGUAAACCUAAUCGAUCACUACGCUGCUGGUUGGGGAUUGCUCUUUGUGGCAGUUAUGGAACUUUUUGGAGUUUGUUACAUCUAUGGUGGGAAUCGUUUCAUUGAAGACAUCGAAAUGAUGAUCGGGAAGAAGAAUUGGUGGUUCUGGUUGUAUUGGAGAGCAUGUUGGUUCUUCAUAUCACCGUUGCUGUUAACGGCGAUCUUAGUUUGGUCUCUUGCGACGUUUGAUACCAAAUCUAUCGGAGGUUAUGAGUAUCCAGAAUUCGCGACAGUGAUUGGUUGGCUCAUCAUUGCAACUGCUAUCAUUUUCGUUCCAAUAUUUGGCAUCGUGGCUAUUGUGAAAAAUAAAGGAAGUGUAUUCAAGGCUUCGUCCCCUGCAUCAGACUGGGGACCUUACCUAAAAGAACAUCGUGGUGUAAGGUAUGCCAAUAUGGAUGAACCGGAGGAGGCAUUAGCAAUUGCUGAAGAAAGAAACCAGCAUGAGAGCGAGAAAGGAAAGGGCAAUCCAGUGUAUGCACAUGACAACGGUGAAACUGAACAAACUAAGAUGUAAACAUGAUGUGUAGUUUUACAAUUCAUGCUGUAAAUAAACUUUUCACCUGAUGGUGCUACAAAGGGAAUUUAAACUAUACUGAAUCAUCAAUUAUAUAGGUCUACAACUUACACAAAGUAACUCCAAAGGACUUAAUACAUUUCGCGUCUAUUAUAGUAUCAUUUUACCACUUGGCAGUUUUUAUAACAGUAUCUUGUAAUAUUAAUAACUUAUGUUAAUAUAUAGUAGGCCAAGUAGGGUGAUGGAAGAUGGGACACCUUUUCAUACUAUUUUCUCGUCCAAUUUAGUAAUAUUCAAAGAAGUAUUAAACCGUAUUCUCACGACUCCCAUGAACCUUUGUUAAUUAUUCUAACCACGAUAGGGAUAUUUGGAUAUCAUGUGCUAAAUGUGUCCCAUCUUACCCCACAGUACUAUCAUAGUACACUUCAGUAUACUAUGGUACUAUUAUCACCGUAUUUUACAAAACAAAAUCUUACAUUUAAAACCUAAUGUAAAUAGCCGGGUAAUAAUUGUGUUUUUUACGUACAUGUACCUAAUCGCAUUUUAAAUACAGAAUAACAAAAUUAUGUUUAUUG